AUGUCUUCUUUGCAGGAGAUUGCGGCAACACUGCCGGAAUGUGCUCAAAAAUGCAUAGCAUCAGCCGCCGAGUCAAGCACCUGCGCGCCAACUGACAUCGCUUGUUUCUGCAAAGGCCUGGGGACCAGCCCUGCCUCUGCCUGCAUCAAGACCACAUGUUCGCUUCAAAAUACCCUCUUCACGACCAACACUACCAUGACGUUGUGUGGGGUGAGCCCGAAAGUCGACCACAGCUAUGUCCCCAUCCUUUCUGUCUUCAUCGGGCUCGCGGCUAUUUUUGUCAUCCUGCGUUUCUUGGCGAGGCUUCUCAUGAAGAUGAAGCUAUGGUGGGAUGACUGGUUCAACUUUGCUGCCAUGACAUGCUGCAUCGCUUUCACAGCUCACGCCUUGCACCUCAAGGCGGGCGGUUGGGGCACCGAUAUAUGGGCGAUUCCAUGGGAUAACCUCGAAUACCAAUUCCGGGGCUAUUACAUUCAGGUCCUCAUCUAUGUCAUAUCCCGGUUGCUGAUACGGAUAUCAUACAUCCUCUUCUACCUGCGAGUCUUUGAGCACAUGGCACGGCGACUGAUUCUAAUCACUUUGGCUACUACUAUCAUCGUCUCGCUCCCGCUUACUAUCACGGCCUUCUUUCAAUGUACCCCGGUCGAUUAUUAUUGGAGGAAGAUUCACCCCGACGCUCACGGAACAUGCAUCAAUGGAGCUGUCUAUAUCUGGGUGGGAUGGAGUAUUUUGCUUGUCAAUGAUCUUUGGGUUCUUUUCCUCCCGAUUCCCCUCAUUUAUAAGCUCCAGCUUUCCCUGAAGAAGAAGAUCAUGGCAUCUGUCAUGUUUAUGGUCGGCGUACUUAUCACUGCGACAAGUGUCUACAAAUUCUCAUUGAUCAAGACAUUCACAGACAAGUCGAACCCUACCAUCAACACGGUCAUCAUGUUUAAUUGGCUUGCUAUUGAGAUCGACUUGAGCGUCAUUUGUGCAUGCCUUCCAUGCAUUCCCGUCCUAUUCAGAACAUGGAUCAGCCGACAUCUUGGAGCCUCCAAGGGAUCCAACAAAUACGCCAACGGAUACGCGGGGCCAGCCAGCCAUUACGCACAGAUCAGCGGCACCAAGGGAACCGUUACGAGCUCAACCGAUCCGGUAGACCGCAUCCGCAUGACAACAACCAUUCAUCAGCAGCUGAGCGAGUUUAACGAAUCCGAAGCGAACUUGCCUGGCAACAUUGAGCUCCAAACGAGGCCAACGAAGGCACGAGCCAAUAACAGUUGGGAAUAG
Clonostachys byssicola is the source of this 1266-nucleotide messenger RNA. NCBI's taxonomy places the organism in Eukaryota, Fungi, Ascomycota, Sordariomycetes, Hypocreales, Bionectriaceae. The record is from the annotation of a GenBank genome assembly.